This is a messenger RNA of Caenorhabditis elegans, 1767 nucleotides long. RefSeq names its product putative V-type proton ATPase subunit H 2 (gene vha-15). The transcript has 8 exons. Gene Ontology annotation, cellular component: membrane; vacuolar proton-transporting V-type ATPase, V1 domain. The coding region runs from base 3 to 1415 and encodes 470 amino acids. Lineage: Eukaryota; Metazoa; Nematoda; Chromadorea; Rhabditida; Rhabditidae. The record is from RefSeq and is marked reviewed. Gene Ontology annotation, biological process: proton transmembrane transport. Gene Ontology annotation, molecular function: proton-transporting ATPase activity, rotational mechanism.
CAAUGGCGGAAGUUCCUCAUCACAAUAUCCCUGCGGUCGACAUGCUCAACGCAACGUCUCGUCUUCAGCUCGAGGCUCAGGAGCUCCGUAACAAUAAGCCAAACUGGGGAUCUUACUUCCGCUCUCAAAUGAUUCAAGAAGACGACUACAACUUCAUCACCAGCUUUGAAAACGCCAAGUCGAAAGAAGAGCGUGACCAGGUUCUUGCCGCUAACAAUGCCAAUGGACAGGCAGCUAAGACCAUGGCAAACCUCAUCACUCAAGUCGCCAAGGAUCAGAAUGUACGAUAUGUGCUUACUCUUUUCGACGACAUGCUUCAGGAAGACAAAUCCCGCGUGGAACUUUUCCACUCUGCGGCUGCUCGUCAGAAGCGCACCGUCUGGUCGCAAUAUCUUGGAAUCUUGCAACGACAAGAUAAUUUCAUAGUCAACCAGAUGAGCUCCAUCAUUGCCAAGCUUGCCUGCUUUGGAACAACUCGCAUGGAGGGACAAGAUCUUCAGUACUACUUCUCCUUCCUCAAGGAGCAGCUUAAAAACUCUACGACCAACGACUACAUGAACACCACUGCUCGUUGCCUUCAGAUGAUGCUCCGUCACGAUGAAUACAGACAUGAAUUCGUUGAUUCUGACGGAGUUCAGACUCUUGUCACUGCUCUCAAUGGAAAGACCAACUUCCAGUUGCAAUAUCAACUUAUCUUUGCUGUUUGGUGCCUCACUUUCAACGCCGACAUUGCCAGAAAAGCUCCAUCUCUUGGACUUAUUCAAGCUCUCGGAGAUAUUCUUUCCGAGUCCACGAAGGAAAAGGUCAUCAGAAUCAUUCUCGCUUCUUUCGUGAACAUUUUGAGCAAGGUUGAUGAGCGUGAAGUCAAGAGGGAGGCUGCUCUCCAGAUGGUUCAAUGCAAAACUUUGAAGACUUUGGAGCUGAUGGAUGCUAAGAAAUACGACGACCCAGAUCUUGAGGAUGAUGUCAAGUUCCUCACUGAAGAGCUGACCCUUUCAGUGCACGACUUGAGCUCCUACGAUGAGUAUUACAGCGAGGUUCGUUCCGGACGUCUUCAAUGGUCUCCAGUGCACAAGUCAGAGAAGUUCUGGCGUGAAAACGCUUCCAAGUUCAAUGACAAGCAAUUCGAAGUUGUCAAGAUCCUUAUCAAGCUUCUUGAAUCUAGUCAUGACCCACUGAUCCUUUGUGUUGCUUCUCAUGAUAUCGGAGAGUAUGUUCGUCAUUACCCGAGAGGAAAGACCGUCGUCGAGCAGUAUCAAGGUAAGGCAGCUGUUAUGCGUCUCCUGACUGCCGAGGAUCCAAAUGUUCGCUACCAUGCUCUUCUUGCUGUUCAGAAGCUUAUGGUCCACAACUGGGAAUAUCUUGGCAAGCAAUUGGACAGUGACGUUCAAACAGAUACUGUCGCCGUGAAGUAAAUCCCUUUCUGAAAAUGCAAUCUUAUCUAUCAUUCACAUUCCACUUGACCCCCAAACUAACUUUUGUUGUAUAAAAAUACAGUGUAUUAUUCUUUUGAAACUUCACUUCGUAUUGUCGUUGUCACUGUACUAUGCUUGUACACCACAUUCCCAUUUCUCUCUCUCUACCCGAUACCGAACAUCGUCUCACUGUACUUUUUUAGUGAUAAAUUUCAUCUAGUUUUUACCUUCUACCUACAUGUUCAUCUAGUUACUUAUUUUUCUGCGAUAUACUAUUUUUUGUUUUAGUGAUGAUACCUGUUCAAUUUUUCACUUAUUUGCAACGCCCAAUAAGUAAAGUUUUUGAAUUUUU